UUAUUCUCACAUGUCAAAACAAAAACAUUUGAUAUCAAAAGCUACUCUUUUGUAUACAGUUUCAUCAAGUGUUGGUAUCAAUCAAAUAGAGUCAAAAGCAACAAGCAUCUUGAGUGUAUCAUGAAUCUAACCAAUGAUACCGAUAACGAUAACAACUAUGAUCUUCAUCCUAUUGAAGAAGUAGCUCAUACGCUUUUGAGCGGUUCACUUGAUAAUCUUGAUGAUAACUUUGAACUGCUUGAUCAAUCACAAUUGAUCUUGCUUACCAGGCUUAAAGUGAUUGAAGAUCGUCUAUUGACAUUCAAGAAGAUUGCAUUUGAAGACGGGGUCAUCAAUGAUGAUGAAUUGACCAAUUAUGUCAAUAAAAUUAAAGAUCUUCAGAAACGUCUUCUGGUUACUUCCAAAGCAUUAAGUAGAAUAGAGAAUCGAAUUGAUAAGAUGGAUGGCCAACUACAAAUUAAAGAUUAAUUAAGAAUGGGGGAGAUUGACUUUUUAUUGCUG
This is a messenger RNA of Scheffersomyces coipomensis, 501 nucleotides long. RefSeq lists its product as uncharacterized. NCBI's taxonomy places the organism in Eukaryota, Fungi, Ascomycota, Pichiomycetes, Serinales, Debaryomycetaceae. Bases 121 to 468 code for a protein of 115 amino acids. The transcript has a single exon. The record is from RefSeq and is a predicted model, not a curated record.